AAGUGAUUUUCCUCUGGUUAAUUUGAGAAAUUUCUUUAAGUGAUCUUAGAAUGGAUCGUUGGAUUGGAAAAGUGGCCGUUGUAACGGGCGCAAGUGCUGGAAUUGGAGCAGCAAUAGUUAAGGAUCUCGCAAAGGCGGGAAUGGUUGUUGUGGGACUUGCAAGAAGGGCUGAAAGAGUUGAUGAUCUCAAAAAUGAUCUUCCUGAAGAUGUUCGUCAAAAUCUUCAUUCAGCAAAGUGCGAUGUGAUGAAUGAAGAUGAGAUUGUGAAGGUUUUUGCGUGGAUUAAGGAGAAAUUCGGUGGAGUGGACGUAGUGGUUAAUAAUGCAGGAAUAAUUGAUACGAACACCCGUCUUAUAGAUGAAGGAAAUUCAGAAAUAAUACGCAACACCGUCAAUACAAAUAUCCUGGGUUUGAUAUUCUGCACAAGAGAAGCCUUCAAGUCCAUGAAAGAUAGAUCCGUUGCUGGACAUAUUAUUCUGAUGAACAGCAUAGCUGGACACGCACUUCCUAAUAUGCAGUAUGAAUUUCCAGAGUUUAACUUCAACGUUUACAGUGGAACAAAGCACGCUGUAACGGCUAUAACUGAAGGACUUCGUCAGGAACUGCUGAAAGUGAAGGAUUCUGAAGGCGGUCAUCUUGCAAUAAAAGUAACCAGCAUUAGUCCAGCUGUUGUUCAAACUGACAUCACUCCAGCUUACUCCAAGGAAGCUCUUGCAAACUUUCCGCACCUCAAAGCUGAAGAUAUUUCUGCAGCUGUCCUGUAUACCCUGGGAACUCCUCCACAUGUCAACAUCCAAGAGAUCCUCAUCAAACCAGUAGGAUCUUUUGUCUAAUUUUAUUUAUUUUUACCAAAAAGAAAAACAAUUCAAUGUAAAAAAAAAGGAAUAAAAAAACAUCUUAAUCUA
Lutzomyia longipalpis is the source of this 905-nucleotide messenger RNA. RefSeq names its product farnesol dehydrogenase-like. Lineage: Eukaryota; Metazoa; Arthropoda; Insecta; Diptera; Psychodidae. Gene Ontology annotation, molecular function: oxidoreductase activity. The record is from RefSeq and is a predicted model, not a curated record. The coding region runs from base 51 to 833 and encodes 260 amino acids. The transcript has a single exon.